Molecule: messenger RNA, 801 nt
Organism: Mollisia scopiformis
Lineage: Eukaryota; Fungi; Ascomycota; Leotiomycetes; Helotiales; Mollisiaceae
Exons: 1
Coding region: 1-801 (266 amino acids)
Source: RefSeq, a predicted model, not a curated record
AUGCAUCCCUAUGGAAGACUGCAGUUAUCUCCUGAUGACUAUGAAUUCGGCCUACCUUCAGGCGAACCCGUGCUGGUAUCCGAGGGAGAACUUGCACCGGAAGUCAUCGCAGAAGUGAUAGAAAUCCUCAAAGUGGAUUGGCUUGUAUCGGAGCGCGACCGAUUCCACCAGCAGCUUCAGCACGACUGGACACCUCCCGAUUCAGAACGCAUGGGAUCUGAAAUGAUUCAAGUUUACAGCAGACGCCAGGAAGAGGGCGAUGACUUGCUGGGCAUCAGCAAGUUGCUUCAUGCGACCGAGACUUAUUUCUGCAAUAAAGCCACGGUUUUCUAUUGGAUGGAAUCGGCAAAAAUAAACCGUUCCGAUGUUGAUGGGCUUGUGAUCCUGGGAAGUAUUUGGAAUACCUGGGUCGAUGCGCUUGGCAGGCAGCCAAACUUCCAGCUCAACGACUUCUUCGCGGUCCCUGUAAACAUCACCAACAAAGUUGCCAGAUCACAAUAUGUGGAGACAGUUCCAGAGAUACUGCGAGCACACGUGUCGAUUUGUUCUCAGGUUCGAGAGGCGUUCGAAAAGAAAGAAUCAAGGUGGUGGAGAGGGAGAGACUCGAGAUUUUUCAGCCUGCACCCACUCUGCGAGGCAAUGAUAGUGGUCUUCGACGAAUACAAGUUUGUGCAGUCGGGCUACGUAAAGCAAGCAGAUGGCUUCCGUCACUACGAAAAUGUGGCACAGCACCAAAGCGUUCUCAUGAUUCGAACUGGCAAGGAAGACAAUCUCAGCGCGCCAAUCAGCUUUGACUCUUGA